UCAUACUGUGAAGCUUUUUAUAGUCCAUAAUCUGGCACCUAAUCGAAGCUGUAAGGUCUCUUAAUUGCGAUCUCCUGAGAGGUGAAUAGUCAAAUUACUUUGGUUCAAAACAGAUAUUUUAUUAACUUUAAAAAUAAUUCAAUUAAUAAAUCGAAAUUAUAUUGCUAUGAUUUCUAAGAAGGUCAGAAUUCUAUAUUAUCUAUUUUGCUUUUCUUAUUUGAAAUAUUGUCUUUUAUAAUAAUAAAGAAAAAGAUAGAUGCUUGGGCUAUCUUUGACUCACGCUUGUUUGUAUUUGGAGGAUUGAACUCUUCGUUAUUGAUUAUUUGCACGUUUAUUAUGAUGAUUAGAAUUAUCUUUAAAUAGUUAACAAUUACGUUAGUAAUUAUUUCACAAAUUAUUAAGCAAUUGUUUCAAAGGUGCCAUGUUCAUGGCAUAUUUAUCUUCGCCAGAGAUUAGAUAAACUGAUAUAUAAAUUUACGCGUUCAAUGAGUAUUGUAUUUGCUAUUGUAUGUAGCCUACGUAUUAUAUUUAUCGUAGAGUAGAAAAAGAAGUAAAAUGAGUUUUAUUAAUAAAGUAGUGCUAGUGACAGGCGCCGCAUCGGGAAUCGGAGAAGCUAUAGCUUUGAAAUUUGCAAAACUGUCAGCAAGAUUAGCUUUGAUCGACAAAAAUGAAGCUUUACUAAAGAAAUCAGCUGAUAAUUGUGAAAAAUUGAGUAAAACUAAGGUGUUUAGAGUUGCAGUUGAUCUGUGUAAAGACGAAAAUGUAGAAUACAUGAUUGAAUUAACUUUAAAAGAAUUUGGAAAAAUAGACGUGGUUGUUAAUUGUGCUGGAGCUUAUAGAGAUCUAAGUAUACUAGACCCUAAUGUGAUUCAAGUUUAUGACGAAAUGAUAGCUGUCAACUUAAGAGCUUUGGUUUCAGUGACUACAGCAGCUACGCCUGCUUUAGUUAAAAGUAAAGGAUGUGUUGUCAAUAUUUCUAGUGUAGACGCUGCUGUAAUUCUUCCGAAUUCUUUAAUGUAUAGCGUUUCGAAGUCAGGUGUAAAUCAUUUCACUAAAAGUGCAGCGUUGGAAUUAGCAUCCUACGGUGUAAGAGUGAACUCAGUAUUACCGGGUGCCGUGAAGACAAAUUUACUUUUGAAUUCCCAUCACGUAGUAACUCAAGAAGAAAAUGAAAAAAAAUGGAAGUUAUAUCAAGAAAUGUCUGCACUGAAACGCUUGAUUAAACCAGAAGAGUGUUCUGAUCUCGUUUCAUUUUUGGCUAGCGAGAAAGCGAUUGGAAUAACUGGAGCAAAUUUUUUAAUAGAUUCAGGACUAGCACUGCAACCUUAAGUUUAAACUACCAAAUCAAUUGAAUCAUAUGUAUAUAUUUAUUUGUUUUUUCUGUUGAAUAAUUUAAUUAGACGUUUGACUGUGAUUUUUUGAUGAUAAAAGCAAUUUAAGGAAAUGCUUUUCAUCACGUUAAGUAUUUGUAUCAAUUUGUGCCUAAUUAAGAAAAAAAAAUAGAAUAUACGAAUUAUUAAAUAUCAACCUUCUUUUUAAUCAUAAGAAGGACAACCAUCUUAACACUCUGAAUCACAAGGUGUUCGGUUGGUCUUAAUCAACGAAGGAUUGUUCCAAUCUAGGCCCCUCGGCGUAUUAUCGAUUGUCGCCCAGCAGGGUGCACGACAAAAGAAUCCCAUUUUAAAUAAAUCGCACGAGACCGCGUUGCGCCGAGAAAUUAGGCGUCGCGUCUCCCGCCGCGAAAACUCGUCGUAAAUAAAUGUCGCGAUCGGCCUCGAGCUUCGUUGCAACGGCUACACUUAAAAACAAUUUCUUGUUAUACACUCGUUUAAGGAUUUAAUUACUUGAAUCGCCGAUGGCUUAUCCCCCUCUACCUCCUGUCGCUUCGAUCGCCCGCACUCUUCACACGUGAUCGUAAAUCCUCACUUCGUUAAUGACCCAAACGCUGUUUCGCGAUGAAUUACCGUUUAGUCUUGUUGACUUUUUUCCGAAAUAUGUUUCUGAUUUUAGUGAGCGUGGGCUUAGCAUAAUGGCCUGUAACUCUUAAGUGGCUUUUCGAGUUCAUCGCGAUUUAUGUUUCAAUAGGAUGAAACAUUGUAUUUAAUAUCUGCUCUUAUCUUCAUGCACAUCGUAUAAAAAGCGUCAUCUCUGAUGCUUUUUUUAUUGUUGUGCUAUUAUUCGUUUUUACAUUGUUAUAUGUAUAUUUUUUUAAUGAAGUUUUGCUUACUUUUCGUUUUACAUAUUUUAAAUAAACAUUGACUGCGGCAUUUGAUGGAAUUGUAUAAAUAAUACUAUAGUUAUCAAAUAGUUAUAAUCUGUCAUACCUUUUCGUUACCGAAAGUGGUUAAUAUUACGUGUUAUCUAUAUUGUUAUUAAGUCUUCUUUUACAUUAAUACCACUUAGGCAGUCGCACACGCCCAUAAAGAUGUGUAGUGUCGCGAACAAGUGAGCUUCGACAACGGGCGGGUCAUAGUAUCCGGAUCAGAUUCCCUUGACUAGAAGUCUUCUCCGCAACUGCGCCUCCUCACAAUGCAGUCGGUACGCCAUUUGUAAACAUGAUACUUCCGCUACAACGUAAAAGCUCUCUCGCAUGUGAUUGCGGCCCCUUUACUUUAAUCAAAUGGCUGCGACAAAGGAUUGAAAAGAACGCUCCUCGAUUUCGUACAAGCGAUCGGGUAUUGGCUGCAGAAUUCCUUUUACGGAUUGCCGACAUUUUUUUGCGAAUGCCUCAGUGAAAUAGGAAGAUUUCUCGUGUAUGUAGUCGAAUUAUCGCUUUAAUUUCGUGUAACUUCCCACGAAUGCUGGUGCACAGUACGCCGCCGAUAUUUGUUUGAAUGUGUUGACAAGUGGAAGAACACUUAAAUGAGUAAACGCUACAAAUAAAUUGUAAAUUAUUUCAGUUGUAAAUUGGUAGGAAAUAAGCCUGUUUGUGGAUUGAAGCUUCAUAAGUAUUUCUUAUUUUAUAAAUCAUGUUCUAGUUCGUUCCUUUCAGGCAAAUAGACGCAUUUUGACCUUUUAUAUUAAAAUUAUCGCUACAGUAGUUUUUGAAACAUAAAUAUAUCUCGUUGAUGUGUUUAAAAAUUUGAUAAAAUCACUAGAUUUGUACAGAGCAAUGUUAAA
Messenger RNA from Diatraea saccharalis (sugarcane borer), 3120 nucleotides. The record is from the annotation of a GenBank genome assembly. NCBI's taxonomy places the organism in Eukaryota, Metazoa, Arthropoda, Insecta, Lepidoptera, Crambidae.